UCCAUGUUUCUAACCAUGUUAGAAGAGGAAGUGUACGGUGAUGGUUCGCCUAUCUGGGAUACCGAGUUUUCUCAGGCCAAUGUUAAUAACACAGGUGCUAAUUCAGAUGCCAGUUCAGUCGCCAGCUCUGAGAAAUCAGAUGACAAAAAUUGCACACCUGUCGCUUUGCGUAGAUCGUCGAGAAAUGAAGCAUUGGCAGGUUUGUACAGUGAGAAGAGAAAGUUAGAGGAAGUUUUAGUGCCAGAAGAAGUUAAAAAGCCUAAGAUUGACGGAGAUGUUCCCAUGGAUCUUAUACAAGAGAUUGUAGCCACGAUCAAUGAUCCAGAGGAGAUGGUCGGGCCAGAUUCCUCGCUCUUCCCUAGUCAUGCAUCAAGAGACGAGAGUGCAAGAAAUGAAGAGAAAAAAGGUGUAAUAGAAUUUCAUGUGAUUGGAAACUCUCUUAGUAGGAAACCUAGUCGACAGCUCCUGAUAUGGCUUAUAGGGAUGCAGAAUGUCUUCUCACAUCAGCUUCCUAGGAUGCCGAAAGAAUACAUUACAAGACUAGUAUUUGACCCGAAACACAAGUGUCUGGCAUUGGUAAAGGAUAAUAACGUUAUUGGUGGUAUAUGCUUUAGAAUGUUCCCAUCACAAGGGUUUACAGAGAUUGUUUUCUGUGCUGUUACAUCUAAUGAACAAGUUAAGGGAUAUGGAACUCAUCUGAUGAAUCAUCUGAAGGAUUAUCACAUUAAACACAACAUUGUACAUUUCCUCACAUUUGCUGACGAGUUUGCCAUCGGGUAUUUCAAAAAACAGGGUUUCUCCAAGGACAUAAAGCUACCAAAGUCAGCUUACCUGGGAUAUAUCAAGGAUUAUGAAGGGGCAACACUUAUGGGUUGUGAACUUAACCCUAGAAUCUGCUAUACCGAGUUCUCAAAGACAAUACGCAAACAAAAAGAGAUUGUAAAGAAAAUAAUAGAACAGAAGCAAGAAAAGUUUACAAAGGUGUAUCCAGGUUUGACGUGUUUUAAAGACGGAGUACGACAUAUUCCUAUUGAGAGUAUACCAGGUCUUCAAGACUGUGGCUGGAGACCUGCACCUGAUAAACCGAAGGAACCUGUAAUGGACUCUGAUCAGCUCUACAACAUCUUUAAAACAAUUCUACAGCACUGCAAGACUCAUGCUUGUGCUUGGCCUUUCCUGAAACCAGUGGAGAAAGCUGAAGCCCCUGAUUAUUAUGAUUACAUCAAGUUUCCUAUGGAUCUUCGAACAAUGGGAGAUCGUUUAAAGAACAGAUAUUACGUUCACAAGAAAUUAUUCAUGGCCGACAUGAUGAGAAUCUUCACAAAUUGUCGUUCUUACAACAAACCUGAUACAGAGUAUUAUAAAUGUGCCAACACCAUGGAACGAUUCUUCAACAAUAAACUCAAAGAAUUUUCUCUGAUUGACAGAUGAUGAAUCAGUAUAUUUUCCUUAAAAAUCUGGUUUGAUCAAAGCUGUUGGUGUAAGGUAGUUUCAAAGAUCGUCAACCUGGAAAUUGGAUUAGACUUAAAAUAAGUCAACUUGGAAAUAAUCAAGUGUUCAAAAAGAAAGAGUUCUUAACUCGAUCUAUAAUCUAUGUUAAGUUUAACACACAGUAGAGUAAUUACAUUCAACUUUUACUUGAAGUCAUAUUUAAGUUAUUUGCUUUAGAUUAAAAAUAUUAUGAACCUUAAUAAAAAAAAAGAUACAUGUUUGAAAAUUUCUCUUGACAUUGAAAUGUGUUUAGUUUGAUGGAGGAUGCAAGUUUUACAAAUUUAAUAUAUUAAGAGAUGAAAGUUUAUUUUAAAAUUGCUUCAAGUUUAAUAACACUGACAUUAAUAACUGAUGCUUUAGACCUCUGAUUUUAGCCAAAUAUUAAUUAAUGGUUGAUGAUUCAAGCUGAAACUUCAGAAGUGUUGAUGUUGAGAAGAAAAGUGGAAGUGAUUGAAAUUGAGACAGUCCAGUGCGAAAAAAAUAUGCACACGUCUCCAGAAAGAAAAAGGAGGGAGAAAAGUGUGAUAGCUUUUUCUAUAAGGGUAUUUAUGUGGGUACAUCUAAAUGCUGUAAAAGUGAUUGUUAUUACAAUGUAUAUUCAGUAGUGGAAGAUACAGAAAAAGAAUGCGUAGGGUUUAUCUAAUGAGACACUUUUCUACACAACUUAAAAUUUGGUGAUAAAAUGUAAAAUGGAAGUGUAUUGCUUCCUUUGUUAAAGUUUAUUAUUCAUGACUUCUACAAGAUGUUAUGCAUUUUUCAAUAUAAUUUGAACUAUGAUAUUAAUGUACAUAUAUUUAUUUUUUAUCAUUUUUAUUAUAAUUAUUUUGAAAGCCUGUCUCUGAAAAAAGCAAAGAUUUUCAUUUAAUGUAGAAAGGAAUGCAGGAAAUAUUUUGUUAUAAAUAUUGUACUGAUAUAAAAGUAAAUUGAUUAAUAGUGAAUUAAACAAAAUGACAAAAUGCUAGUUUUUGAAUUAACUUUAUACCAGCUUCAUCUGAAAGUGAUAAGUCUAUGCCACCAGGAUUGAGCAAAGCAUGCAUCUUAGCAGUCUGACCGGCUUUGUUUAACUGAUAGCUUAAUAGCUUAACAUCUUUUUUUUUGUAUAAUUUUGUAUUGAAAUCAACGGGAUUUAUAUUGAUUGACAGUUUUAAAUGCAAAGCAAGAUAAAUAAAAUAUACCAAUUCAUCAUGUAAUGUGUUAAAGAUACAAAGGAAUCAUUUGUAAUAUGACUGAAUUUAAGAUGAGUGCAAAUUAAAUUUAUAUUAACACAACAUUUAUAGUUUCUAAACCAAUAGUCAAUUUUCAUCAGUGAAUGAUAAAGAUUAAUUUUAAGAAAUGAACAUAUUCAAAUUGUUUAAAAAAAGUAUGUAUGAUACUAUUAGUUAGGAAAUACAUUAGAACAAGACAAUGUCAAGAAGUUCAUUCAUGCAUAUUCAUGAAAGAAAAGUGGAAAUUCUUAUUUAUAGAAAAAUGUAUUAUUUACGAUUUUUACUGGAAACAAACCCUCACAACCAUAACAUAGUUUUUUAGUAUGUUAAAAUACAUUUUACCCUUUUUAGCUCGACUUUUCUAUGAAAAGGGGAGCUAUCCUACUCGCCCCGGCGUCGGCGUCGGCGUUGGCGUCACACCUUGGUUAAGUUUUUCGUACCACCCCACUUUAUUUCAGAAGUAUUACAAGUAUGGCUUUGAAACUUACCAUACUUGUUCACCAUCAUAACCUCCAUCUACAGACAAGAGUACAUAACUCUGUCAAGGUUUUUGACAGAAUUAUGGCCCUUUUUUGACUUAGAAAGUGUAUUGAGCUUGGUUAAGUUUUUUGUACCACCUCACUUUAUUUCAAAACCAUUGGAGGUAUUGCUUUGAAACUGACCAUACUUGUUUACCAUCACGACUUCAUCAACAGACAAGAGGACAUAACUCUGUCAAGGUUUUUGACAGAAUUAUGCCCCUUUUUGACUUAGAAAAUACAUUGAAUAUGGGUAAAAUCCACUUAUUGCCUUAACCCUUUGAGAUAUUGCUUUGAAACUUUUAAUGCUAUUUCACAUCAUUACCCCCAUCUGUACGCAAGAGAAGGUAACUCUGUCAAGGAUUUGUUUUAAAAAUUAAGGCCUUUUAUCGACUUAGAAUCUUGGUUAAGUUUUUAGUACCAGUCCACUUUUUAGCUCGACUUUUCUAUGAAAAGGGGAGCUAUCCUACUCGCCCCGGCAUUAAAUAAUGAA
Molecule: messenger RNA, 3707 nt
Organism: Ruditapes philippinarum (Manila clam)
Lineage: Eukaryota; Metazoa; Mollusca; Bivalvia; Venerida; Veneridae
Product: histone acetyltransferase KAT2B-like
Exons: 12
Coding region: 4-1431 (475 amino acids)
Biological process (GO): chromatin remodeling; positive regulation of transcription by RNA polymerase II
Cellular component (GO): histone acetyltransferase complex
Molecular function (GO): histone H3 acetyltransferase activity; protein binding
Source: RefSeq, a predicted model, not a curated record